Molecule: messenger RNA, 375 nt
Organism: Protopolystoma xenopodis
Lineage: Eukaryota; Metazoa; Platyhelminthes; Monogenea; Polystomatidea; Polystomatidae
Source: the annotation of a GenBank genome assembly
AUGAACUGCCGCCCCCCCACCCUCAUGCUUUUCAUCGGGAAUAGUGUUUUACACCGCUUCACCUCUACCAUCCCUCUGCAGGAAAAUAUGGGCAUCGCGUCUAAAUGCCUUAGGAAUUAUCAGCAGAACACAGACACACAGACACAAUCGCAUGUAUACACACCCAAAUAUUUAACGAAGCUUUGCCUCUUUUCUUGGCACAGGUCAAAGCAACGUCGUUUUGGCAUGGAUACGGACCUUUGGAGUCGCAGCCAAACACCAUUUUCUUAUCCACUCAGGCGAUUCCAUCGGAUCUUCAAGCCGGCAAACAUGAUGCCCUUGGCAACAGUAAGUCCACCUCCCUGUGCGGUUCGGACUGGAAAUGGAGUUCAGUGA